AUGGAUCCUUCGGAGAAGAAGAUAUCCGUGUGGAUCUGCCAGGAGGAGAAACUGGUGUCCGGCCUCUCCCGCCGCACCACUUGUUCGGACGUAGUGCGGGUGCUCUUGGAGGAUGGCUGCCGGCGGCGACGGCGGCAGCGGAGGAGCCGGCGGCGGGGGGCGGCCGGGGACCCGCCGGGCCCAGGGGAGCUGCCGGAACCCCUGGACGAGGACGACGAGGACGACGACGAUGAGGCGCUGCCCCAGGGCAUGCUGUGCGGGCCCCCGCAGUGCUAUUGCAUUGUGGAGAAGUGGCGGGGCUUUGAGCGCAUCUUGCCCAACAAGACGCGCAUCUUGCGCCUCUGGGCCGCCUGGGGCGAAGAGCAAGAGAACGUACGCUUCGUGCUGGUGCGCAGCGAGGCGUCGCUGCCCAACGCAGGUCCCCGCAGUGCCGAGGCGCGAGUCGUGCUGAGUCGCGAGCGCCCCUGCUCCGCGCGGGGGGCCCCAGCGCGGCCCAGCCUAGCCAUGACCCAGGAGAAGCAGCGACGAGUGGUGCGCAAGGCCUUCCGCAAGCUGGCCAAGCUCAACCGGCGGCGCCAGCAGCAGCCGUCGUCGCCCUGUUCGUCCACUUCGUCGUCCGCCGCCUCGUCCUGCUCGUCGUCGUCGCCGCGGGCCACCGAGAGCGCCUCGGUGGAGCGUAUGGAGACGCUAGUGCACCUGGUGCUCUCCCAGGACCACACCAUCCGUCAGCAGGUGCAGCGGCUUCGGGAGCUGGACCGCGAGAUCGACCGCUACGAGGCCAAGGUGCAUCUGGACCGCAUGCGGCGACAUGGAGUGAACUACGUGCAGGACACCUACUUGGUGGGUGCUGGGAUCGAACUCGACGGUACCGGCCCGGGAGAGGAGCCGGAGCCGGAGCCCGAGCCGGCGGCAGAGACAACGACGCCGCCCCUGGACGGCGAGGCGAAGGCGGUCGCGCUGGAGGAGCUGGCCCGGCGCUGCGACGACCUGCUGCAGUUGCAGGAGCAGCGGGCCCAGCAGGAGGAGUUGCUCGAGCGCCUCUCGGCCGAAAUCCAGGAGGAGCUGAACCAGAGGUGGAUGCGGAGGCGCCAGGAGGAGCUCGCAGCGCGGGAGGAGCCCCCGGAGGCCGAGGGAGGCCUCGACGGCGAGCUGCUGCUGGAGCGCGAACGGGUCCGGACGCAGCUCAGCACCAGCCUCUACAUCGGGCUCCGGCUCAACACGGACCUGGAGGCCGUCAAGUCGGACUUGGAUUACAGCCAGCAGCAGUGGGACAGCAAGGAGCGCGAGCUCCAGGGCCUUCUCCAGACUUUGCACACGUUGGAGCUGACGGUAGCGCCCGAUGGGACUCCGGUGUCCAGUGGGCCCUCGCGGGACCCCGGGCCGCAGGCCUGCGCCGAGGUGUGGGUGGACCAGGCCCGCGGACUGGCCAAGAGCUGUCCUGGUAACGACGAGGACUCGGACACCGGGCUGAGCUCCAUGCACAGCCAGGACUCGGACUCGGUGCCCGUGUGCGAAUCCCUUGUGUAG
Rangifer tarandus platyrhynchus (Svalbard reindeer) is the source of this 1527-nucleotide messenger RNA. NCBI's taxonomy places the organism in Eukaryota, Metazoa, Chordata, Mammalia, Artiodactyla, Cervidae. The record is from the annotation of a GenBank genome assembly.